AUGGCAAAGCUAGCCCUGAUGAUGGAGGAGAAGCAGAAGAAGAGAAGCAGUGAACUAGUUCUGGAAAUAAACUUAGUGUCUGCUCAAGGUCUGAAGGUUGAUGAUGAUUUGUCUAACACAUUGAGGACAAGAAUGGACUGUCUUGGAGAUGAAAACCCUACUUGGAACGACAAGUUCCUCUUUAGACUUUCGUCCGAGUUCGUCAACAGCGCCACUGCAGCUUUCAACGUCGAGAUUUACACCGUCAGGCGUCACUUUUUGAAGGAUUCCUUGGUCGGCACCGCCAGAUGCCUUCUCAGUAACCUUUUGGGAAAGAUGAUCACCCCGGUUUACAUUCACGGUCCUUCCGGAAACUUCCACGGAAUCUUGAACGUUUCAGCUUCACACUUUAUGAUGAGGAAAUCAUUGUUGGUGUGGAUUCGGCUGGUUAGAUCGUCGCCGUCAUUGUCAACCUUGUUGUCAGCGCAAACAACUCCGUUGAAUGAAUCAAAGGAAGAAGUUGCAAAGAUGAGGAAAGUAAAAUCAGAUUCGUCGAUGCUAUCUUUAAAGAGUGAUCAUUGGCCCACGAUGUUGAGGACUUUGUCAUCCUUUUCCACUCUGCCGGACGACGAGCUCUGA
This is a messenger RNA of Oldenlandia corymbosa var. corymbosa, 618 nucleotides long. Lineage: Eukaryota; Viridiplantae; Streptophyta; Magnoliopsida; Gentianales; Rubiaceae. The record is from the annotation of a GenBank genome assembly.